AUGGAGGAGCUGUCGACACUAAGUGACAGAGAAGAGGGAGGGAUAGGUGAUCUUAAGUAUGAAGCACCAGGAGCUCCAGAAUUGGCAAAGAGGGUGAAGGAAAUGCUCUUGGCAUCUGGCUUGGAGCAAGUCAAUGAGGAUGAAAAGCGUGGUCUUGACCACGGUGCAUGGGUCCCACUCAUGCUUAUGUUUCCAGAAGCUGAUAUUCCGGUGUGCCAGCUCUCUGUUCAGACAAACAAGGAUGCAACUUACCAUUAUAACUUGGGGAGGGCAUUGGCCCCGCUAAAGGAGGAAGGUGUCCUCAUUGUUGGUUCGGGGGCUACCACUCACAACUUGAGAGCUCUCCGUCAGUCCAGUGAUAAUUCUGUUGCUUCGUGGGCUGAAGAAUUUGAUACCUGGCUUAGAGAAGCCCUCCUCAGUGGCAGGUAUGAAGAUGUGAAUCAGUAUGCAGAGAAGGCACCACAUGCAAAAGUUGCACACCCUUGGCCUGACCACUUCUACCCAUUGCACGUUGCCAUGGGUGCUGCAGGCAAAAAGGCAAAGGCAGAACUUAUCCACCAUAGCUGGAGCCUUAAUUCUCUUUCUUAUGCCUCAUACAAAUUCACGGCAACGUCCUAA
Messenger RNA from Ilex paraguariensis (yerba mate), 618 nucleotides. Lineage: Eukaryota; Viridiplantae; Streptophyta; Magnoliopsida; Aquifoliales; Aquifoliaceae. The record is from the annotation of a GenBank genome assembly.